Molecule: messenger RNA, 312 nt
Organism: Diorhabda carinulata
Lineage: Eukaryota; Metazoa; Arthropoda; Insecta; Coleoptera; Chrysomelidae
Product: inducible metalloproteinase inhibitor protein
Exons: 2
Coding region: 24-278 (84 amino acids)
Source: RefSeq, a predicted model, not a curated record
UGAAAUAAUAUAAACUCGUUACCAUGAACUUUACAGUGUCAAUGUGUAUUUUAUUUGCUGUUAUUAAUUUUCCUUCGAUACAUUCAGAUAGAAGGUGUAAAGGGCCCAAUGAACAUUACGCUUGCGGUAGUGCUUGUCAAACAGCAUGUGAAACUUUAGGCGAACCGUGCCCUAUAGUGAACGUCAGAUGCAAUGAUGAUUGCUUCUGCAAUGAUGGAUAUGCUAGAGACGACGAUGGUAUUUGUAUACCACAAAAGAAAUGUCCUCCAAAAGAUUAGUGAUAAGUGAUAAUAAUAAACGAUAAUACAACUA